AUCCCUAUCUCAAUCCCACAUAGCAGCCGCCAGCCAACAAUGGAUCUCAUUCAAAUCUCUAUCCCUAUGCCACACAGGUAGCCAGUCGCCCGAACCCAUAUUUUCACCUCGUCGAUGCCCUCGUCGCCAAUUGAUCUCACCUUUUGCAUGCGGGAUUGGUGGCAUUGGCGGUAGAGAAUCAUAUGAACCUAGAGACGUCAACAUCGUUUGUGGAUUCGAAGAUAGAAGAGAGACGAAGUAGAUCCGCCGUGUUCUGUGAUGGGCUUCUCGUGUCGUCUGCGACGGCGACACCCUAUCCCAUAUCCGUCGUGGCAAACGAGGGCGCUCCUGGACGACGCGGGAGAGGGGAGAAGGAAGAGGAGGAUGUUGGAGGCGGAUUUGUGGAGGAGUUCAAGGAAAGAUCAUCGGUGGAAGAAGUAGCAUAUUUGAGGGAGGGAGUGGAAGGGUGUCGCUUUGGGGGAUUGGAGGGUGCAAUGGAUCUUUCUUUUCCUGCCCAUUACUGAGUUACGCGGGGUGUAGUCGUCGAAGUUGAAGAUGGCUGUCGGAGAAGGGGCCAUUAUAGAAUCAAUUGAGCGGGAAAGC
Molecule: messenger RNA, 582 nt
Organism: Linum trigynum
Lineage: Eukaryota; Viridiplantae; Streptophyta; Magnoliopsida; Malpighiales; Linaceae
Source: the annotation of a GenBank genome assembly